Messenger RNA from Emys orbicularis (European pond turtle), 1476 nucleotides. RefSeq names its product solute carrier family 19 member 2 (gene SLC19A2). The record is from RefSeq and is a predicted model, not a curated record. Lineage: Eukaryota; Metazoa; Chordata; Testudines; Emydidae. Gene Ontology annotation, cellular component: plasma membrane. Gene Ontology annotation, biological process: thiamine transport; transmembrane transport. The coding region runs from base 1 to 1476 and encodes 491 amino acids. Gene Ontology annotation, molecular function: thiamine transmembrane transporter activity. The transcript is spliced from 6 exons.
AUGGAAGCGCGGGCCGGGCUCCCGGUGCUGCCUCUUUCCGGGCGGGCUCCCCGGGGCCGCUGCUGGGCGCUGCCCACCGCGCUGCUCUGCCUGUACGGCUUCUUCGCCAGCCUGCGGCCCUCGGAGCCCUUCCUCACCCGCUACCUGCUGGGGCCGGACAAGAACCUCACCGAGACCCAGGUUUUCAAUGAAAUUUAUCCAGUAUGGACCUACUCUUAUUUGGUGUUGCUGUUUCCUGUAUUCCUUGCAACAGACUAUCUCAGGUACAAACCUGUAAUCCUCCUCCAGGGACUGAGCCUUAUAGUGACAUGGUUCAUGCUGCUCUACGCCCAAGGAUUGCUAGCUAUUCAGUUCCUCGAGUUCUUCUAUGGAUUGGUGACUGCUACGGAGAUUGCCUAUUAUUCCUACAUCUAUAGCAUUGUGGAUUUGAACUUGUACCAGAAAGUCACCAGCUACUGUCGAAGUGCCACCCUGGUGGGUUACACUGUGGGUUCCAUCUGUGGACAGGUUCUGGUAUCGGUUGCCAAUUGGUCUCUGUUCAGCUUGAACGUCAUCUCCCUGACCUCUGUGUCUGUGGCUUUUGCCACAGCUUGGUUUCUGCCAAUGCCACAGAAAAGUCUUUUCUUUCACCACGUCUUGAGAAGCCAGGUCAGUAGGGAGAUGAAAGUUCUAGAUUGUAAAAAUGGAGUUGUCAUCGGAGAUGAUCCUGCCGUAAAAAGGGUCCCUGGGUGGGAAGACAUUGAAUUGAAAGUUCCCUUAAAUGUAGAAGAGCAUUCUGCAGAGACACAGGAGCAGAAAGUGGAUAUCUCAAAGGUGCUCAGAGAGUUAUGGCGGGACUUCCUGCAGUGCUAUUCCUCCCGGCCUAUGCUUUGCUGGUCUGUGUGGUGGGCAUUCUCAACUUGUGGCUACUUCCAGGUAAUAAACUACACGCAAGGCUUGUGGGAAAUGGUGCUGCCUUCUCAGAGGUUCGAGAUCUAUAAUGGUGGCGUGGAGGCAGUUUCUACGCUACUAGGAGCUGUUGCUGUAUUUGCUGUGGGUUACAUAAAAGUAUCCUGGGCUACCUGGGGUGAGGUGGCAUUGGCCCUGUUCUCCCUCCUCAUUGCUGCUGCUGUAUAUGUCAUGGACACUGUUCGUAACAUCUGGGUGUGUUAUGCCUCAUAUGUAAUCUUCAGAAUUGUCUACAUGCUGCUCAUCACAAUAGCAACGUUCCAAAUUGCUACCAAUCUAAGCAUGGAGCGGUACGCCCUGGUGUUUGGUAUCAAUACUUUCAUUGCCUUGGCUCUGCAGACUUUGCUCACCUUGAUUGUUGUUGACUCCAGUGGUCUUGGGCUAAACAUAUUCACACAGUUCAUGAUCUACGCUAGUUACUUUGCAGCCAUAUCGCUGGUGUUCUUGGUCAGUGGCAUAUACAGUGUUAUGAAGAAUUACAGAAGACAGGAAGAGAUGCCAAGCAGAUCUACUGCAAGCCCUCCUUAG